CUGCUCUUGUCAAUUCGAUUACCAUAUACGAAAAACAACAGAAAUUGUGACCAAUUAAUCUUUUAUUAAUACUAAGUACAUUGAAACCAUUCACCGGAUUUCUCACUGCAUUGAAUUUAACUUAGGAAGAUAUACAAUCCUAUGAAGCAAAUCCGGGUGCUUAAUGGUGUUACACAUAAAAAGUAUUCCUGAGUUUUCAAAUCCUUUUAAUUCCAUAAAUUUUACAAGAAAUAACUUAAUUUGUCGAUAUUAUGGCCCCCAUCGUAUUACAUUGUUCAUGGAACCAGGAUCAACGUUUCCUCUCAGUUGGGACAGAAACGGGACUUCAAAUUUAUCAAUGCGAUCCAUUCACUUUACGCUUCUCGAAAGAAACAUACGGUGUUGCUCUAUGCGAAAUGCUUAAUCAAUCUUCGCUUGUUGCGCUUGUUCAGGUGUCGCCUGCAUCUACUCGAUUACUUAAGCUCGUUGAUAUAAAGAAAAAUGUUGAUCUUUGUAACAUGUUCUAUCCUACUCCGGUACUGAAUGCACAUCUCACUAUUACUCGUUUGGUUGUAGUCAUUAAGGGAACCAUCUAUGUUUACGCUCUAAAGAAUCUAAAUUUGAUUAACACUUUGGCAACAAUUUCUUCAAACAAAAUUGCGUUCUCUUCGAAUGAAUCGUUUAUUGCUUACAAUUCACCGCAAGUUCCAGGGCAUGUAUACUUGACUUCAUUGGAGACGGCGAUGCCCAUUACACUGCUAUACUGCCAUUCAAGUCCGGUACGAUGUAUUGAAUUCCACCCAGAUGGACAUGUAAUAGCCACAGCAUCCUCGAAAGGUACUGUCAUACGCAUUAUGUCAACAUCAACAGGGGAAAAGAUUUUGGAAUUGAGACGUGGCUAUUUGCCUGCAUCUGUAGUUUCGAUUGCUUUUCAUCCAAAAGAACCAUUUUUGGCUUGUGCCUCCGAAAAUGGGACUAUUCACAUCUUUAAAUUGUCAAAACAAAGCAUUUCCGAAACUAAUCAUUCUCCUGAUUCUUCAGUGAGUAGCUCAUCCAACUGGUCGAAAUUUCUGAAGUCCAAUGUCACUAAACCACUGGAAGCUGUAAAGGAGUUUGCUACAGCAAAGAUACCGGAGUCGUCAUUUUCCGGAAAGAUUGUCUUUUGUUCGUCAAAACCUCACGUACAGGUAAUCUCUUACAGUGGACAAUACUAUCGCUUUGUGGUUGAUUUUAAACAUGGUGGAAACUGUGCCAUGCUGGAAAAGUACAUACUUGAUGAAUAAAUUAUUACGGUUUACGGAGCGCUUAUUGGUAAUGAACUAAAUAUUCUUUACAAGCGGAUUUUUUAUAUGAAUAAUGAAUUGUCAUGAUACUAAUGUUUAUCUCUCCUUGUCUUAUUUAGACAUGUCUUAAAUGUCACGAUGAUUAUGUAGCUGUUGCAAGGAGUCGGGAAAUAUACAACACAUCGAAAUCAGAGGUUCGUUCAAUCUUUUUUUAGAACUGUAAAAUUGGCUUUUUAUCUGCAAACUUCCUUUUAGACUAUAUUACAUGAUGUGUCUCAAUUAUAAGACUAGGCAAAUAAUAUCACAGAUUAUAAGAAUUACGUGUACUAGUUUCCUAGUAUACACUGUCGGUUGGAAGCUUUGUUUAUUAAAUAAAGCAUGAAGAAGAACAAUUGAAUAAAUUAACAACGAGUUGCCAAACACUAUCAUAAGGUCAUAGGGGUAG
Schizosaccharomyces octosporus yFS286 is the source of this 1707-nucleotide messenger RNA. Its product is annotated as WD repeat protein. Bases 252 to 1262 code for a protein of 336 amino acids. Gene Ontology annotation, cellular component: fungal-type vacuole membrane; cytosol; phagophore assembly site membrane. Gene Ontology annotation, biological process: protein localization to phagophore assembly site; protein lipidation; nucleophagy. The record is from RefSeq and is a predicted model, not a curated record. Gene Ontology annotation, molecular function: phosphatidylinositol-3,5-bisphosphate binding; protein binding; phosphatidylinositol-3-phosphate binding. NCBI's taxonomy places the organism in Eukaryota, Fungi, Ascomycota, Schizosaccharomycetes, Schizosaccharomycetales, Schizosaccharomycetaceae. The transcript has 5 exons.